Molecule: messenger RNA, 1640 nt
Organism: Pseudoliparis swirei
Lineage: Eukaryota; Metazoa; Chordata; Actinopteri; Perciformes; Liparidae
Gene: rtn4rl2a
Product: reticulon 4 receptor-like 2 a
Exons: 4
Coding region: 160-1533 (457 amino acids)
Cellular component (GO): plasma membrane
Molecular function (GO): protein binding
Source: RefSeq, a predicted model, not a curated record
UAUCGGCAACAGCGGGACGCAGGGGGGUAUAUAUGGGACGCUGGGCGCCACCAACCGGCACAGUCUCAGUCGCUCCGACUCGGGAACCAGUGCAUCAGCGCAGAUAGCAGGCUUUUCAUUCGCCCUCGUAAGCUAACUCGCUUUGGUCUUUGGUUCAGGAUGGACUCCUCUUCGAUUUCUCGAAGCCGACGAUGCUCCAUCGUACGGAACUGCACAAGCGGUCUCUCCCUCUGGCUGGUGGUGUGGCUGGUCCUCGGCAAGCCAAGUCCGGCAUCGGCGUGUCCGCCCUCGUGUGUGUGCUACCCGACGCCCAUGACCGUGAGCUGCCAGGCGCAGAACUUCACCGCCGUGCCGGUCGGAGUGCCCUAUGAGUCGCAGCGCGUAUUCCUCCAGAACAACCGGAUCACCGAACUCAGAGUCGGCUCGUUUAGCUUCGGGACUCAGGUCCUGUGGCUGUUCGCCAACAACAUCACGUGGAUCGAAGGAGGGGCCUUCAGUGAGCUGAGGGACUUGGAGGAAUUGGACUUGGGGGACAAUCCCAGCCUCCGCAGGCUGGAGAGGGGAGCCUUCCGUGGACUCGAGAAGCUCCAGAGCCUCCACAUGCACCGCUGCCGACUCAACGCCCUGCCCCACGACAUCUUCCACAAGCUUUAUAGCCUGCAGUUCCUCUACCUGCAGGAGAAUAACCUUCACUUCCUGCAGGACGACAUCUUCUCCGACCUCAUCAACCUGAGUCAGCUUUUCCUGCACGGCAACCGCAUCCGCACGCUGUCGGAGAACGUGUUCCGCGGACUCGUCAACCUCGACCGCCUCCUCCUGCACGACAACCGCGUGCGCCAGGUGAACCGCCGGGCCUUCCGCGACCUCGGCCGCCUCACCAUGCUCUUCCUCUUCAACAACUCCCUGGCCGAGCUACCCAGCCAGGCCCUGAGGGACACCCAGGGCAUCGAGUUCCUCCGCCUCAACGCCAACCCGUGGUCGUGCGGCUGCGAGGCCCGCGCCCUGUGGGAGUGGUUCCGCGAGGCCCGCGUGUCGUCCUCCGAGGUGAUCUGCGCCUCGCCCUCCGCCCGCCGCAACCAGGACCUCCGCUUCCUCCGCGAGAUGGACUUCGCCCUCUGCCCGUUGGCGGACCCCGGCUCCAUCGGCGGCUCCACCACCACCACCUUCAGCACCAAGACCCGCUGGUGGUUCCACAAGAACAAGCCCCAGUCGUCGACCAAGGGCCUCUUCGAAAAGUCCUCGGAGACCGUCAAGGCCGGCCUGUACGGGAAGGGCCCGUCCUCGACCACCUCGGUGGUCAAGUACGAGCUGGGGGAGGACGAGCUGGCGCUGCCCAAGCUCGACGCCGAAGAGUACUGGGUGAACUACGGCAACGAGGACUCCGGCGUCACGCUGCGCUGCGUGGAGCUCGAGUGUCCGCCCGAGUUCGACAUGCCUCCGUCUUCCUCCCCUCGGUCGCCCUCCUCUCCCUCCUCCCUCGCGCUGCUCGCCCUGUGCGUCUUCAGCCUCCACCUCCACCUGCUGUUCGGCUGAACUCUCAAAGGUCCCGGCGUGACCACUCCCCCUCCGCUCCAGCCUGUUGUAAAGGCUGCGAGGAGAUAUGAACCCGUUACUCGACACACACCCCCCUUUGCCCGUUA